Exophiala viscosa is the source of this 1510-nucleotide messenger RNA. RefSeq names its product palmitoyl-CoA hydrolase. Gene Ontology annotation, molecular function: fatty acyl-CoA hydrolase activity. The record is from RefSeq and is a predicted model, not a curated record. NCBI's taxonomy places the organism in Eukaryota, Fungi, Ascomycota, Eurotiomycetes, Chaetothyriales, Herpotrichiellaceae. The coding region runs from base 355 to 1281 and encodes 308 amino acids. The transcript is spliced from 4 exons. Gene Ontology annotation, biological process: acyl-CoA metabolic process; fatty acid catabolic process. Gene Ontology annotation, cellular component: peroxisomal matrix.
GGUACGCCUGUAAUUACACCUAUGCUGGUACUUAUGAUGGGCAGGGGUCGUCAAUCUACAUCAAUGACUGUUUCGUAGACAGCCAGAGUAUUCCUGUAGGUGCUAGAUACAGCCUCGAGAUCACAAUUUAGCACCACGGUCGUUCAUGAACCACUAUGACAUCCUGGGCAUCCAGCCUGGAAUAGCCAAGUAUGGGGAGCCUCGGCUUACCAGCGAGCACCUGAACAUCGUCCUCCCUCAUGCCGACAGCCGCGAACAGAGCACAUAACCAUACGAAUAGCUAAUAUACACUCUUCUGAUGUGACCAAGUAUCCUAUCAUUUAUGACAGUCGUUGACCGACCAUUCGGCUCGGCAUGGCGCAUAGCAAGAAAGGGGCGGCAGAGAGCCUCGAUUUCGAGAGCCAUAUUGAGCUGAAGCAGCUGGGUCCAGAUGCAUUCGCUAAUGUCCAUCAACCAUGGCUCUUUCAGAUCACAGGCACAGUGCCAGGGCCGUUGAUGAUGGCCGAGGCUGCCUUUGCUGCCUAUAAAACUGUCCCCGAGGGAUUCAAGUUGGACUCCCUACAAACGUCUUUCAUGCUGGCACCAAAUGGGACACGACCGAUGGUCUACAAGGUUCAGCGGCUCAGCCAAGGACGACGAUUCGCGGUGCGCCUCGUGACUCUCGAGCAGGAUGGCAAGCCAUGUGUGACGGUAACAAUAAGUUUUGUCAGUGGAGCAAGCUGGACAGGUCGAGCAAUGGAGCAUUCGGAAUCGAGGAACACUCACAAAGUUAUCGAUGAGAUUACUCUCGAUGAUUUUGAGCCGACCCGUACACAUUUGGGUCCGUUCAUGAAGUUUGAGAGGCUUCCACAUGUUCACCAAGGACCGCAAAACCCCAGCACAAGUAUUGCACCAGUUGUCGCGAAGGUCAGUCCGAACAUCACGGCGCCUGAGGGUUCGCCAGCUCACCUGCUGGGUAUCAUAUAUCUUUCUGAUUAUCAUGUAAUGGACUGUCCACUUGUGCUACACAAGGUGACAACCGGAGAGUCCGCCAUUGGCGACCAUACGAGAGCAAAGCGACCCAAUGAAAUGAAGAUCAUGACCAGUCUCAACCAUGUCGUCCACUUUCACGCCCAUGAAGGGUUUAGGGCUGAUGAGAACGUUUAUAUCGAGGCGACUACACCCUGGGCGAAGGACGGAAGGGCUAUGAUUCAUUCUAAGAUCUUCAGUCACCGAGGCUUAUUGAUUGCUACUUGCGUUCAAGAGGCAUUUUACGUCUUCAAGGACAGCGCGAAGCUUUGACUUUGCCGAUGCAUCUGUACAGCGCUAUAUGGUGUACAUGUCCAAGAUACACCAGCUCAUACUGUGAGCAUCAAAGCCGGAUGAUGAAUACUAUUAGUGGCCAAACGCCGUACCGUCCUGGGGGUGAGAGUAAAGUCGAGUGCAAAACGCCCGGAAAAGUACUCCGCCGUAUAAUAUACGCCUUCCGUCUACGGGAAAUCUUAGAGCCCCAUACAAGCAACUUGUCUUU